This is a messenger RNA of Panicum virgatum (switchgrass), 2307 nucleotides long. RefSeq names its product LOB domain-containing protein 6-like. Lineage: Eukaryota; Viridiplantae; Streptophyta; Magnoliopsida; Poales; Poaceae. The record is from RefSeq and is a predicted model, not a curated record. Bases 94 to 771 code for a protein of 225 amino acids. The transcript is spliced from 2 exons.
CCUCCUCCUCCUCCUCCUCCUCCCUCGAGCUCGCCUUGCCGCCUCCGGUAAGCAAGGAAGCAGGAGCGCGUCGCGCUCCGCGUCGGAGGAGAGAUGCCGGAGGACGAGGCGUGGACGGCGGCGGCGCAGCCGGCGGUCCAGGUGCCGUGCGCGGCGUGCAGGACGCUCCGGCGCCGGUGCGUGCCGGGCUGCGUCUUCGCGCCCUUCUUCCCGGCGGAGGGCGACGAGCCGUCCCGGUUCGCGGCCGUGCACCGAGUCUUCGGCGCCAGCAACGCCGCCAGGAUGCUCGAGGACGUGGAGCGCCCCGAGGAGCGGCGCCGCGCCGCGGAGACGCUCGUCGAGGAGGCCCUGGCGCGCGUGCGGGACCCCGCCCUCGACUGCCUCUCCUACGUCGCCGUCCUCCAGAUGCUCAACGAGAAGACCCGGGAGCAGGUCGACGCCGCGCGCGCGGAGAUCGCCGCGGAGUUCGGCCCCGCGGCCGCGUCCGAGCCGGUCGACCUCGCGGCCGCCGGGCCGGAGGUGGAGAUGGAGGCCAGGGCGCAGGCGGAGCGCGCGCUGGCUCACGCGGAGCAGGACGCCAAGAUGCUCGCCGCGCGGCGCGCCGUCGACCUCAAGUGGCGGCAGCUGCGCCAAGCGGCGAGGCGCGCCGCCGCCGGGAGAGGUUCCACCUCCCCGGCGAGCGCUGGCAGGACACGAACAACCAGAUGGCGGGGACAGAGAACACGGCCGCCGCCGCCGCUGGGGAGUCCUCGAGCGAGCAGACAAUGCUGACGCCGCAGGCCGCAGCCGUGACGGAGCUGGACUCCCCGGAAGGGAACGGGCAGUCGGCGGCCGCCGCGGCCACAAACCAGCACCGCCACCUCGCCGCGCAGCACACCGGGGUGGAGCCGGGCAUCCCGGAGGGGUACCGCCACGGGCAGCUGCACGACCUGAUGGCGGAAACGCAGCAGCCGACUGCCGGGGCGGUGGCAUUGGCGUCGGAGUCGGCGCAGGCCCCGGCCGCCGCGCUGCAGCACCACGAUUCCGCAACAACGCAGCUCGCCGGGACGGGGACCAGCACCAGCUUCCUGGACAGGCACCAGGUGGCUGCCGCGGGGGAGCUUUCUAAGAAGCUGGACACCAUGAUACGGCGACUCGCCGCGGCGCAGCAGUACGACGACCCUGCGGCGGCGCGCGGCUACGCGUGGAUGGGCCCCGACGCCUCGCCGCGGCUCCAGCAGCAGCCUCAGCCCCAGGACAUGGCGCCGCAGAUGGCCGAGGAGCAGGAGGAGGCCGCCGCGGCGGAGGUGACGAGCCAUCAGGACUUGAUGAUGAUGCUGGCGCAGUAGAUCGCCGAGGCGGAGGCGGCGGCAGAGCAGGACGCGAUGAUGCAGCUGAUGGCCGCGGCCGCGCCUCAGCGCGAUAACCUCGCCGCGCACUACGACGACGACACGGAGUUCGAUGUCACGCUGGGGUACGGCCACCGGGAGAUGCACCAGCAGGCGGUGCAGCAGAUGGCUGCCGCGGCGAAGGUUGCGCAGGCCAGCCAGCCGGAGAUGGCGAUCUUGCUGCAGGCCGCCGCGGCGCAGCAGGACCCCAUGGCGCAGUACUCCGAGACGGAGCUCCACAUCUCGCUGGGGCUAGGCCACCCGUACAGGCUGGAGACGAACACGAUGACGGUGCAGCAGCCGGAGCCGAACACGACGUCGAUGCGGCAGGUCGCGGGGUACAUGGACGGUGAGCAUGGGAGCGACGACUCCGGCGUGACGGUGGCGUUGCAGCUGCUGGACUCGGUUGAGGCCGCGUCAUUCCGCGUCGAACAGCAACCGCCGCCACAGGGGCAGACGGCGAGCGCGCUUGGGCUCGAAAUGGAUUCAUCUCAGCCGCCGCUGCCGCCGUCGUUGGGCGGGCCGCAUGGCCUGGUGUCGCAGCAGCAGAGUGAUGGUGGCGACGAGGACCAGUCUUCUGAUUUGUCAGUGUACUUGUUCUAUUGAUCCUUGUCCUUGUCCAGGUGAGGUGAGAAAGGCAGUUGUUAUGGACACGGCAGACAGGCUUCAGCGAGAUGAGGCCUUGUCCGAAGCAGAAGAUGCAGGAUUUGCAGAUAAUAGUUAAAACAGAGUUGUGAUUUCCUACUUUAGGUUUAACUACACACAGCACUUGGUCUGAACUUCUCAUGGCUCUAGGCCUUGAUGUCCAGCUCUUUUAUGUUGCCUGAAUUUUGUGGACAGUUAUUACAUACUGUGGUCCAGUUCAUCCAGGUGCUUACAAAGACACGUGUUUGCUGAUGAAAGUGAGAUGGUUAUAUGGAAUCCUACAGUUUGCUGGUUG